GCGCCCUCUCUCUCUCUCUCUCGCCCCUCUCCUCUGCCUCCUCUCUCUGGCUCUGGUCGCCGUCGGUGAGAAGCCAGCUGGCCGCCGUCCGCCAUGGUUUCGUGGAGCGACGACAGCGAGGAAUCGGGCUACGAGUACUCUUCAGGCGGCUCCCCUAUCAAGAUCCCGGCUACAAUCGAGGACCCGAACUACUCUGGUGUUGAUGAUGAGGUGAUGGUGAUGUGUGAGCAUGGCCAGCCGGCGAAGAGGCAUGUUUGCUUCGAAGGGAUUAGCACUGGGAGGAGGUUCAUUGCCUGUGGACUUGAUGAAGCAAGCAGUUGUGGUGUUGUUCAUUGGGUAGAUGAGGAGUGGCCAGAGCAUCUGCAGAAUGCUCUUCACAAACUAUGGCUUUUGUAUGAGGAUUGCCAGCGUGCUAAUAGGAUGGCAUGUCUGGAACAUUCAUCACUUGUCCACAAUCUCACAUCACAGAAGAACAAGCUACAGGAGACUUAUGAGAAGCUUGUUGAGGAUGUGAACAACCUACUUGAUACCCAGGACAAUAUUCCCAAGGAAAAUGAAGUCCAACAAGGUGAACAUGAGGAGAUCACUCCUCCUUUGGACAACAAUAUUUCAGCUUUGAAGGAACAGCUGGGUGCAAUGGAUGCUGAGAACAAAGAACUGAAGCAAAAGGUUGACCAGUUGAAGAGCAUUCAGGUUGCCCAAGGUAAUGUGAUUAGGAAUCUGAAGUUUGAUCAUUUGAAGGAGAAGGAAAAGUUGAGCACUGAGAGGAGGAAUUUGGAGUUUCACAUUGCUGAUCUUGUCAAAGCUAGUGACAAGAACAAGAGAAAGCUGAAGGACAUCAAGGAUAUUUGCGAUGAAGAGUGA
Molecule: messenger RNA, 864 nt
Organism: Triticum aestivum (bread wheat)
Lineage: Eukaryota; Viridiplantae; Streptophyta; Magnoliopsida; Poales; Poaceae
Exons: 3
Coding region: 94-864 (256 amino acids)
Molecular function (GO): zinc ion binding
Source: RefSeq, a predicted model, not a curated record